Messenger RNA from Fusarium musae, 903 nucleotides. RefSeq lists its product as uncharacterized. Lineage: Eukaryota; Fungi; Ascomycota; Sordariomycetes; Hypocreales; Nectriaceae. Bases 1 to 903 code for a protein of 300 amino acids. The transcript is spliced from 4 exons. The record is from RefSeq and is a predicted model, not a curated record.
AUGUGGCCAAAACUUGUCUUUUUUCUCAGUUUCCUAGCUUUUGUCUUUGCGGACAAUGAUGAUCCAGAGGAUCUUAAGGUUACUCAAGUAUUCCGCGUAAAGUCAGGGACUGAACUCGGUGGAUGCGAUAACUUCGACGUCAACAGAUGGUUCUCAGAUGCGAGAUUGCUUAUCAAAGCUGCAAAAGGAGCCUUGCAAGAGGCCCAGCAGUUCUUUGAUAAGGGCAACAAAGAUUCUCAAAUUGAAAGCUAUCUCCGAGCAUUCUUCAGAUUCGACCCGGAGGAUGUUUCUGCGAAGUCAACACUCGAGAAGAUGAUGUAUGAUAUCAACGAGGUCCAUGAUUCCUUAAAAGACACAAGUGGCGGCGACGAUAUGCCGUGGGUCUUUUGUGAUAGCACAUUCGCUGAGCAGAAAAGCUGGUCAAGCAAAGCUCUGGUCGAAGGGACAGGCGCCCCAGAUCCCGACGACCGGACGAUCAAGCAGGCUUUUCCGGACAUAUGUCAAGAGAACUACACAAAGCGAAAUGCCGCUUUGAAGAAAGAGAGGAACGCUAGGAAAAGAAUGAUGCUCCCUAGAGAGUUUUAUCCUUUUUGGGUUGAUGACUUCAAGCAGUACCGCUAUGCCGAAAAGGGUAACUAUUGCAACAAGGCAGGGAAAAAGAACAUGGCCGGCACAGACGACAACAUGCAGCCCAAUACCAUUACUUUCUGCACAAUGAAUUGGAAAGAUCACAAAUACAAGGGCUUGUCCGAUUUUCCGCCUGUUGUGGAUGAAGGGUUAUCCCUUAACCACUUUGCAAUUGGUGGCCUUACCUUUCUCCAUGAAUCAUUCCACUACGCCCUUCUGAAUGAACAUACGCCAGAUACUGCGUGUAAGUACGAGAGAAUUUCCCUGAAAGUCUAG